AUGCAUAAAAUAUAUUGGCAUCGUUUAUUACUUCCAUCAUUAAUCCUAACAAUUUUGCCAUUGGUUUUUCUUGUUUUUACUACUAAAUGUCAGACUAAACAAGGAAAUACUAUUUCAGUUCCUUAUGAUCAACAAAAAAACUUUUUUGACUUAUCACAAACAGUUUCUAUUCAGUCAUUCUCAGUUCCAUCACGUUAUCUAGUAAUACCUUAUCAAGAAUUUGUUACACGUACAUCUAUGGCUUGUCGAGCGUUUAAACUUGAUAAUCCAGGAAAACAUGUAACUAAGUUUCAUCCAAAAUAUUCAAAAUAUUUACGUGGUCGAUUUCCUUAUGUUUUACCAUAUACAAAUAUAACAUAUGAUAAUAUAGAAAAUUUCUAUACAAAAAUUUUAGUCAAUAAGAAAAAGGAUACUAAAAUAAUAAAAACAUCAUUUGCAAAUAAUAUUACAUUUGAAAAUAUACCUUACAUAUUUCAAGAUGGUAUGUGGUAUCCUGUUGGAAUUAAAUCAAUUCAACGUACAGCUAUAUUAGUACCAUUACAAGACCGAGAAUAUAAUGCUAAGACAUUUUUAUUAAAUAUGCAUGCGUUUGCUAGACGACAACAACUUACAUAUACAAUAAUACUUAUUGAACAGGCUUCUCCACUCGGCUAUCGAUUUAAUAAAGGUCGAUUAUAUAAUACUGCUAUUAAUUAUCUUGAAAAACAAUCUCUAAAUAUAACAUGUUUGGUAUUGCAUGAUGUUGAUUUAAUACCUGAAGAUGAUGGAAAUUUUUAUACAUGUGAAACAAAAUAUCCAAAACAUACAACAUCACGUGUUCGACAACUUAAUAGUAAACGAGGUUAUCAACGAUAUUAUGAAUUUUUAAUUGGUGGCGUUCUUUUAUUAACAUUUGAUAUGUAUAAAACAUUUAAUGGAUUUUCAAAUUUAUAUUGGGGUUGGGGUGGAGAAGAUGAUGAUUUAGCAUUAAGACUUAUUCAACGGCGAAUGUGUGUCGUUAGACCAACAUAUGAAUUAGCUAUUUACAUUGGAUUACCUCAUCCACGUGGUCUACGAAAUAAUGCUCGUUUUUCUUUAUUAACAUGGACAACUCUUCGUCUUGAUACUGAUGGUUAUGCACAAAUUGAAUCAUUAACACGCAUUAUUAAUAUACGUCAAACAUUAAUUGCUACUCAUUUGAAAUUAGAUGUAAAUGCUGAUCGAAGUCUUAAUGUAGGAGCUUCCAUGUCAAACAUAUCUUCUUCCUUAAACAUAAUCAAUGGUAAUGUGACUUCAACAAUUAAAACUAUUAGAAGGACUACAACAAUAAAAGAAUCGUAG
Molecule: messenger RNA, 1320 nt
Organism: Rotaria sp. Silwood2
Lineage: Eukaryota; Metazoa; Rotifera; Eurotatoria; Philodinida; Philodinidae
Source: the annotation of a GenBank genome assembly